Molecule: messenger RNA, 638 nt
Organism: Tribolium castaneum (red flour beetle)
Lineage: Eukaryota; Metazoa; Arthropoda; Insecta; Coleoptera; Tenebrionidae
Product: lysozyme
Exons: 3
Coding region: 117-572 (151 amino acids)
Molecular function (GO): lysozyme activity
Source: RefSeq, a predicted model, not a curated record
UUCACAAGCCAAUCACAACAUUCGAAUACGUCCAAGAAACUCGCGAACAUAUGCUUCAAAAACGCGCUGUUUUCUUCAGUCAGUCGAAAAAUUUAGACGCGUGAAGAGUUCGUACGAUGGCCGGUGUAGUGUUGGUGUUUGCUGCCCUUUGUGUCGCAGCCGUUUUUGGUCAAUCGGACCUGCCAGUGACCCAGCAAUGCCUGGGCUGCAUCUGCGAGGCCAUUUCUUCGUGUGACACCAGCGGCAGUUGCGCUGGGGAUGUUUGUGGCCCUUUUAGGAUCACGUGGGCUUACUGGUCCGAUGCUGGGAAACCCACAGUUGGCGGUGAAUCACCCGAAGCCGUCACGGCCUACUCAAACUGUGCCCGUGACACCUACUGCUCAGCCUUGGCCGUACAAGGAUACAUGCAUAAAUUCCAACAGGAUUGCAACAAUGACGGUAAGAUCGAUUGCGACGAUUUCGCCCUAAUCCACAAACUGGGGGGUUAUGGGUGCAAGGGGGCUGCUUUCCCGGGGGUUUACGGGGAGCGGUACCUUCAGUGCAAAGCUAUAGUGGGCGGAGUUAAACCUUAAGACUAAUUAAAGCUGUGAAUUUGUACUUUUUACUAUUUUUUAUUGAUAAUAAAACCUCACCUCAAA